CAGUGUUCUGGGAAAAACCUAUGGGAAUGAGUGUUUGCUGCAUAAAGAAGCCUGCAGAAAGAGACGUCGCACUGGACUGGCUCACAGAGGACCCUGUCUGGUCCCCAAGGCUAAAUGCACAGAGGAGGAGUUAAGCCAGUUUCCAUAUCGUCUCCUGGACUGGUUUCUGCUCCUGAGUCGUAUGGGGGAGUCCUAUGCACCUGCUGCCCCGCCCCAAAGCUGCCUCAGCCACACCAAGAGGACACAACUAGCACAGCAAAGAUUUAGCAUACUGGACAAGAACAAUGAUGGCAAGUUGAGCCGCAAGGACCUGAAGAAGCUGCGUUACAAGAGGAUGCCACUGGAGCACUGCGCUACACCUUUUUUUCUGUCAUGUGACCGUAACAGGAACAGGAAGGUGACCCUGCGAGAGUGGACGACCUGUCUGGUGGAUCGCUCUGAGAUCUGGUUCUUCCAUUACAUGUCAAUAAGAAUGGGCUCCAGAGAGCUGUGCCCUAAAAUCAAAGAGAACUACCUUUGA
Centropristis striata (black sea bass) is the source of this 520-nucleotide messenger RNA. RefSeq names its product SPARC-like 2 (gene sparcl2). The record is from RefSeq and is a predicted model, not a curated record. The transcript has 5 exons. Gene Ontology annotation, molecular function: calcium ion binding. Lineage: Eukaryota; Metazoa; Chordata; Actinopteri; Perciformes; Serranidae. Bases 182 to 520 code for a protein of 112 amino acids.